This is a messenger RNA of Salvelinus namaycush (lake trout), 1560 nucleotides long. Its product is annotated as tudor domain-containing protein 15-like. Bases 1 to 1560 code for a protein of 519 amino acids. The record is from RefSeq and is a predicted model, not a curated record. NCBI's taxonomy places the organism in Eukaryota, Metazoa, Chordata, Actinopteri, Salmoniformes, Salmonidae. The transcript has 3 exons.
AUGCAAGAGGACUCUGUGUUUGAAGGAUACGUGGAGCAUGUCCUGAAUCCAGGUGCGUUCUGGUUGAGAACACAGAAACGCAACAAAGACUUUGAAGAGAUGAUGGAGAACAUGGCCAAGCACUUCAGCCAAGUGCAAUUGGAUGACGAAAUUCUGGAGAAUCCAGAGCCUGGAAAGAAUGAGGAUGGGACAGUCUUUUUCGAUCUGUUUGAUGGAGGCAUAAACAUCAAUGAGAAAGUCAAGGAGCUCAUUGCAAGUCAAAAACCAAAGGAGAAGAAAAGCAGUAGACCUGUGACUGGUCAUGAAGGACACAAAGAACAAACGAAGAACAAAAUUGGAAAAACUAAAGCAGGACAGCACCUGAAACCCACAUGCAAGGGCAACCAACAUCACCAACAUCAAAAUAAGAAGUCUUCAAAUGCUCAAAAAGCAAACUCACCAAAGUGUCCUGAUGCCCAGCAAGAUUGGAAAGAGCAAAGUGAAAGAAUCACUCCGUUCAAAUCUGAGGAAAGCACAGAAGGAAAAACAGUUCAACAUGUAGAAAGUUCCUCCAAACUCACAGAAACCGUUUGCUCCGUCCAAUUGCCAAAACUUUCACAACUACCCUCUAAUCCCAAAAUAAAAUCUGGAUUCCGAGGUCUGGGGUUUGUUUCCCAUAUCAAUACCGUCUACAGCUUUUUUAUCCAAAUGCAAGAUGAUGAACAAUCCAUUCUGAAAAUGAGAGAAGACCUCAACACUGAGCUGUUUAAAGAAACCAUGGGGAACAGCACAUUGGUGGACUUCAGAAUGAAUGACCUUGUUGCUGCUGAAUAUGAAGAGGAUGGUGCACUCUACCGUGCAGUUGUGACAGAUAAUGCGUCUAAUGACCAUUUCAAGGUGGAGUUUGUUGACUAUGGAAAUACAGCCACUGUGACUAAGGACAAAACGUACACUCUGACAAGUGUUUUUUUGUCGCAGCAUAGACUAAGCAUACCCUGUUCAUUGCUAAACAGUGGCUCUUAUAAAAGUGAUGCCUCUUUCACUGAUGCAGUAAUGGGAAAACCUCUCAUGGUUGAAAUUGUCAGUCGUUUUGGGACACAGUGGGAGGUUAAUGUUGAGAUCCAACAGGACAACCCAACACUUGACAAUGUGACUGAAAAGGAAGAGGUCCAAGCUUUGUGUGCAAGCCUAGUUGACACAGUUAAAAAGCAAACAAGAGUAACCAUCAAGGACAAUAGCCAGUCCAAUACACAUUCUGAGAGGGUUAUGUUCACUGCUCAAGGUGAAAAGGUCUUGCAGAAUGUGUCCCCAAGGCCCUCGCCAACUAGGCACAAACAUGACAUUUGCAAACAGCAGGACUCCAAUCAACUCCAAUCAACAACCUUUGGACCGUCUAUGGAGGCCGUGAAGGAUAUGGCCAUUCCAUCACAGGAUAUAAGAGCCGGACAGGCAGAGAGCGGGACACUGUUGUCCAUCUUGGAGAAUGGAGAUCUAUAUCUGAGACUCCACAGGACCACAGAACAAAGUGGGAUUCGAACCCACGCCUCCAGGGGAGACUGCGACCUGAACGCAGCGCCUUAG